UGUUACUCCUCCUGCGGGUAAUGUUACGAUUCACACAACACAAAAGAAUGUGUACCAGUCUUUCCCAUAAUAAAUAUAUAGAUAAAAUUGUGAUUAAUAAGCAAACCUGCAAAUCACCCUACAGCCAACCACUCCAUCAUCAUCAACAACAUAAUCAUGCUUAUGACCAUCCCAACAACAUCAUCAUCAUCCUUCCUUCCUUACCAGUGCCACCAUGUGAAGCCAAAACCAGGUGGAGUAUUAUUACCUGCUUUCACUGCUACAUCACCUUCAUCUUCAUCUUCAUCUUCAAACUCCACAACUACUACUACUACUUCUCCUCCUCAUUUCAAUACUGUAAAAAUCAUAUCAACAACAACAAGAAGAAGAAGAAGGUGGGCCGUGUCGUCCUCCUCGUCGUCAGGCAAUCAGACGCUGGGCAUCGCGCCAACAACCACCCUAUCAUCUCCGCCGGCCUCGGCAUCGGAAAUUGUGAAGAAAUUCUAUGAGGGGAUCAACGGCCACGAUCUGGCCUCGGUGGAGGACCUCAUUGCCGACAACUGCGUCUACGAAGACCUUAUUUUCCCUCAACCAUUCGUUGGUCGCAAGGCAAUCCUAGAAUUCUUCCAGAAGUUCAUUGAUUCAAUUAGCACAGAUUUGCAGUUUGUCAUUGAUGACAUAUCUGACAAGGAUACCUCAGUUGUUGGGGUUACGUGGCACUUGGAGUGGAAGGGAAAGGCUUUUCCUUUUAGCAAAGGGUGCAGCUUUUACCGGCUUGAUGUGCUAAAUGGAAAGAAGCAAAUAAUUUUGAAAUAUUUUCAUAUUAUUUGGAGAUUAAUCACAACUUUUAAAAACAGUUAUGGGCGAGACUCUGUUGAACCUGCGAUCAAACCUGGGGAGAUGGCUUUGGUAUGUACCAUUGCUUUGAUUCAUGACAUUAAUCUGUACAAAUCCCGUAUGCAUAUAUAUACAACACAACAGCAUCUAUACACAUAAAUUGUUGCCAUCAGAGGUGUCGCAUGGCUGCUGCAACGGUUUCCACAGCUAGCAGACCAGUUAUGACCGAAAGUAUGUGAAAAGUGAGAUUUAUCGACAAUUUGCUAUUGUAUAGAUUAUCAUAAAUCUGUGCUCUUACUAAAUCAAUGUGUCAUUGAUCCAAAUUGGAGGGUAAUACUGGAUAUACUUUGAAGCAUGAUUGUUGUAAUACUAUUGUUACGGGAGUUUCUUGCCUAUGGGAUAUGUGGACUGUGUUACCAUACUCUUGUAAAUGUAGCGUCUUUUAGAAAAAUACUGUUCAUACAAAAUUUGUCAUUCAAAUUAUGUAAAGAUAACAUUUUUGUGAUUAAAUGAUAUUUUAAUAGGCACCAUGCUUUAAAAUGAUAA
Messenger RNA from Camellia sinensis, 1362 nucleotides. The record is from RefSeq and is a predicted model, not a curated record. Lineage: Eukaryota; Viridiplantae; Streptophyta; Magnoliopsida; Ericales; Theaceae.